Messenger RNA from Gongylonema pulchrum, 1299 nucleotides. NCBI's taxonomy places the organism in Eukaryota, Metazoa, Nematoda, Chromadorea, Rhabditida, Gongylonematidae. The record is from the annotation of a GenBank genome assembly.
AUGCCUGUUGUUCCGGAAAGCAGCGCUUCAUUCAGGGAUCCCAGCUUCUGGAAGCAGUUCUACAAGAACGCCAGCGACUCCUUCGAGUGGUAUGGGGAUUUCAACACUUUUGGAUCGAUCCUUAUCAAGUAUUUGAAAAGCACUGAUAAAAUCUUGCAAAUUGGAUGCGGCAACUCGGAACUGGCCGCACAGCUUUAUGAUAAUGGAUACCGAGCAGUUUCGAGCAUUGAUAUUGAUCAAGGUGUUAUUGAUAAGCAGAUAGCCAGGAACAAAACUUUAAGGCCGGAAUUACAGUUUUCGUGCUGCUCCGCACUCGACUUACGUUCGCCAGAAGACAGUUAUAAUGUUGUUCUGGACAAGGGAACGCUCGAUGCUUUAUUGCCUUCUGAAAAAGAGGGUGCGGCGGAGGAAGUGCAGAAAAUGUUCGCCGAAGUAUGUCGCGUGCUCACUUUUGGUGGUCGGUACAUUGUUGUGAGCCUGGCACAGGAACACGUACUCCGUGUGUUUCUCUCGUACUUUUUGAAAAACGUGAAUUUCAUGAUUCGAAUAGAAAAAAUAAGCGAUGUUAGUUGGAGCUUCGCUGUGCCAGCAUUUCUGCUUAUUGCCACCAAACUUCGCUUGCCUAUCCCAUUUCCGUACAUGGAAUUGCUAUUUUGGCCAGGUAGUGCUGCAGUCAAAUUAAUGGAUAAAGAGGAUGUGAUAAGCGCUGUGGUUGCCGAGCAAGAGUUCUCCAGAUUUUGUCAUCUUUGUUCGAAGAAAUUGAGCGAAGAGGCCACUAUAACAUUGUCCGGUAAAGAUGGCCGACCGCGUUAUCGCAUAACGGUGAUAGACGAUGCUGAAAUUCAUCAGCUCGUUUCUUUUGCUGUCUUCAUCGUUCCAAUUGGCAGAGAUAACGACUGGAUUUUUUCCACUCGUGCAGGACAUAUUGCACUGCGGAAACAGUGUGACAAGAGUCGGCUGGCCCUGGUCUCUCUGUUUCGUGAUCAGACAUAUGAAAAUAUGAUGCAGGUCCAGGACGAGCUGCGUCCCUACGUUAAGAAGCUUACCCCGGCAAAUUUAAAAAAAUCACAGGAGCCGUCAGUCGAGUAUCUUUCUCUUGGUGAAGUUGACGCCAGGAAGACUCGUGCAUGUGGCCGUUCAACUGUCAAUGGACAUUGGGUUGUAGAAGAUGUCCGCAGUGGGGAUUCACUGUACCGAAGGCUCAUCUUUUUAUCUUCGCCGGGUGUUAUACAGUCGGAAGCGAGGAUAAUCAGUACGUUCGAGCAUACUUUUAAACGAAAAGGAAAUAGAGCGAAUUGA